Messenger RNA from Cheilinus undulatus (humphead wrasse), 1483 nucleotides. RefSeq names its product thyroid stimulating hormone subunit beta a (gene tshba). The record is from RefSeq and is a predicted model, not a curated record. Gene Ontology annotation, biological process: G protein-coupled receptor signaling pathway. Gene Ontology annotation, molecular function: hormone activity. Lineage: Eukaryota; Metazoa; Chordata; Actinopteri; Labriformes; Labridae. Gene Ontology annotation, cellular component: extracellular region; cytoplasm.
AGCAUAUCCAUCACCAGGCGCUGGUGAUUCCCAGUCUGUAGAAAAGUGGAACAAAGAUCUCAGCUGUGAUGGCAGACAUGAUGGCAUAAGAGAAGCCAAAGAGCCAGAAGGCUGCUCCAAACCGCAAGAACUCUGCACUGCUGGACUCCUUACGGCUUCUGAUGGCCUGAAAAAGGCCAAUGCCAGCUGCCCCCAAAAUAGUUGCAGCAAACACCACAUAAUCCCACACUGAGAAGGUAUCCACUGGGCCACCUGUUCCAACCAUGUUCUGCAUUCUUUCAAGCCAAAAUGGAGCUUCUGGUCAUUUUGUGACAUCUAGUGGACAGAGCCUUGCACAAAGGCUUUUAACAGGAUCCAUUGCAUCAUUUUCCUUGACUACUGAAUGAAUAAGGCUCUUGAAGGAAAUCAAUAAUUCAUGUCAUUCACAUAAUGGACCAAGAAUGCAGUUCCUUUUCGUCAAAGAUAGAAGAUAACAGCCAGCAUGGAUGGAGGCGGAUUAUAAUAAGUUCGCAUAAAUACUGUUCAGCAGGGAUGCUCAGACUCACUGCAUCAUCAGCCCUGCAACGCAAGAAUCCAACCAAAAAGGUUCAAGGUAAACUGAGGAAAACUUAACAUGGAGACUGCAGUGUUCACCUGCUGGCUCCUGUUUCUGAUGUUCAGCCCUGUUGUCCCGAUAUGUUUACCCACUGACUUCACCAUGCAUGUGGAGAAACCAGAGUGUGACUUCUGUGUGGCCAUCAACACCACCAUCUGCAUGGGAUUCUGCCCAUCAUGGGACCGGAUCAGGCAAGACAAAAACCGCCCACCCUACAUCCAACAGAUUGGAUGCACCUACGACAAAGUUGAGCAUCGCACAGCCAUUCUUCCCGGCUGUCCCAUCGAGGCAAACCCCGUCUUCACCUACCCCGUGGCUCUCAGCUGCAGGUGUGAUUCCUGCAGGACUGAAACUAAUGAGUGUGUGCAAAGAGCCAGCCCUGUGGGAUCUAGUUGCACCAAACCAGUCAAGAUGCUUUACCCAUAUCCUGACCAGAGCAACUACAUGACCUCUUUCUGAUUCACAAGCUGACACCAUUCCCAUUAUGCUUACUUUACCCAUCUUAAACUGUAUGAUUCAUUAGUGUCUGUAGAGGGAAAAUGUGACCCUUUGGCUUGUGACAGACAAAUAAAUAACUACACAUUUAGUUUUGUUGCCUGUUUAACCACCUCUGCUAUUGUGCCUUUGUUGCCAAACCUGUCUGUGCUGGACCUCUGCCUCUCAGAUUACAAUGAGGGUGCUGAUCUUGUUGGUCAGUUGGUGACCUUAAUUAAUCAACUUCCUGUAAGCUCGUGGCUGUGUGACUCAUAGAUUCAUUAUGUUUCCUCUGAAAAGGAUACUCUGAAUGCAACUGAAUUAAAGCUCAGUCUCUAAAUAGCUCUCUGCCUAAGCUGUGCUUGACUUAAUCACAUCCUGUGCUGUCCGUUCUGCUUUGUUUACAACACAACA